CCGCUAAACAUCAUAGACACGGUUAUGAAUAUUGUGUGCGAGAAGUUCUAUGAGUGAUAUGUCUAGUAUGACCAAUACUUCAUCUGUGAAAUUGCUCUGUAUUACUAAAAUGAUUUCACUUAAAAUUCUUGCUAUACGUUUUUCAUUUAUUUACAUCCAUUGACUUAUAUUAGUUUGUUGGCGUCCAUUAUGUAUUCUUUGUACUUUCUGUAAAGAGUAAACAAAGAGAAACAUACAAAUUUAUUCCGAUAUUCAAAAUGUAUAUUAAGACUUAAUAAUAUUAUUGUUCGUUUCACAAUAAAUAUUUGAGUGUUGGAUUUGUUACAUUUGGUGUAUGUAUUUCUAUUAGGACAAUUUUAAUAUCAAUUUAAUUACAUAAGUUGUAAAAACAUAGGGAAGCCAGUAGCCACCCUAAUACUACUUUCACUUUGAGGUGUCGUUCAUCGGGUAAAUAUGCCGUGAUGAAAAAUGUUUAACUGAAGUGCUAGUCACAAGAGGAAGAAGCGAAGCGUAUAGGAAGUGAAGUUCACCGGCUACUGUCAUUCUGCAGAUGAGAGAAUUCGAUUUGAUAAUGAAUAAUUCGGGCUGUGCGUCGUGCAUACUCGAGCCUCCCCCCGACAUUCUUCAUAUACCACCGCCACCAUUCCCGGCUAUUUUUCAACAAAGUACCACCUUUUACCCACGCACGGAUUUAUUGGCGUUUCCGCCUGAUCUCAAUGACAGCCCGUGUAAGCACUUUUGCGAUCGUCGAUCCGAAGGAGUCCAAUAUAUUGAGAUGCCACAACAAGGUACAGUUUUCGACGACACAUGGCUGUUGGUCUUAAUAUCAUCCUGUGUAGGUGUGAUUUUCAUAGGCAUUGCAUUGGCGACAUUGCUUCUGAAAUGCAAAUUUAAUAGAAGUGGUAAGAACGGGGUAAUAUCCAUGCCAAACGCGACCUCCGGCGUGCAAACGAAAAAUGGAAGGAUUCAGAAUGAAGCUGUUCUUUAUCCUUGCGCGACUGACACGAUACAGGACAGCCGCGUAAUGUGGGCUACUCUUACGCCAAGGGGAACCACCAGACACUACUUAGAGGAGCACACCUACGAAACGAUCGGCGGCGGACAAUUUCACAAACGUGCCUGUUCAACUACGCCAACUGAACAUGUAAAACUCAAGACUUAUGCGGACUCCCCAAUUACCACGCCAAUUCAGAACCGACCGAAGGAUGAUAAUAUGUUCGAUAACACGGCGUUCAUAGAUUAUGAAGAGCCGUUGUCAAUAAAGACUGAUUAUUAUCAAUUUACAGGUAUACUAUCGAUUCAACAAAGAGGAACAUUGCGCCCUCGUGUCAGUUCACCGACAAGAAUCGAACAUCCGAACUUACCACCCCUUAAUCUUCAUCUGCAUAAAAGAUCAUUUCGUAAAGGUUCCGCCACACUGCAAGCCUCAGAUACAUUGCUAAGACGCAGCAGUAUUACAUCAUCAACUUAUAUUCCCACCAUAUAAAUUCGAUGUCCAAUCUUUUUUAUAUUUAAACAUGUUUAUACAAUAAGCAACGUGAAUCGUAUGUUACCAAUUUGUUAUCUUCGCCUCACUUUAAUGAUAAAUACGCAAUAGCCGCGUAAGUCGAACAAAGCGACGUAAUCAUUGAACGACGCGUGUAAAUUAGAUCUACACGCCUUGUACGCAUUUAACAUUUACGAAAGUAGACUUACAAAGAAAUUAUUUUUUUGUACCUCGAACCAGUUAACAAUUCAAACAAUAAUUUUGACUUGAAGCAAAUAAUUCAAUUCGGAUCAUAAGCGGAUUUGGAUCUAUAGAAAAUUGAAAAUGAAAGAUUUCUAAAUCUAUAAAUAAUAAAGAAUAUUAAGUAUUUUAUCGAUGCAUUAAUUCAACGUGAAAGCCUUUCACAAUGUAUGUUUCAUAUUUCCCUCCAU
Nomia melanderi (Alkali bee) is the source of this 1917-nucleotide messenger RNA. Lineage: Eukaryota; Metazoa; Arthropoda; Insecta; Hymenoptera; Halictidae. The record is from RefSeq and is a predicted model, not a curated record.